AUGGCGAGCUCACGCAGAGCGGACCGGCUCCUCUUCCUCCCCCUCGCGUUGCUGCACCUCCUCUCCUGCUGCCCGCACACCGCCAGCGGCGCGCCCAACACGGCACCGCUCUCCGUGCUGUGCAACGGCGCGGCGUACGGCGCCGGGGACCCCUUCGCGGAGAGCCUCGCGUACGUGCUGGCCGACCUGCUGGCCGCCACGCCGCAGUCCCGCUCCCGCGACGCGUACAGCGUCUCCCCGUACCCGAACGCGUUCGCCUACGGCCACGCCGCGUGCCGCGCCGGGCUGUCGGGCGCGGACUGCGCGAGCUGCCUCGGCUCCGCCGUCAGCCAGAUGAACGCCACCUGCGGCCACGCCGUCGGCGCGAGGGCCGUGCUCGUGGACUGCAGCGUACGGUACGAGCAGUACGCCUUCGUGGCUUAGCUACCGCCCGGCCGGCCGGCGUUCUGUGUUGGUACGUCCGCCUAGGUGUGUGUAGCCUUUGGUUUGGCUGAUUUGGUCUGCGGAUUCGCUUUAAGAUUCUACGGUGAAAUAUGUGUUGUGCAGUUUGGCUCUGGAGAUGUGUUUUACAGGAAUAAUGAUACA
This is a messenger RNA of Hordeum vulgare subsp. vulgare (domesticated barley), 585 nucleotides long. RefSeq names its product antifungal protein ginkbilobin-like protein. The transcript has a single exon. The record is from RefSeq and is a predicted model, not a curated record. Gene Ontology annotation, cellular component: plasmodesma. The coding region runs from base 1 to 423 and encodes 140 amino acids. NCBI's taxonomy places the organism in Eukaryota, Viridiplantae, Streptophyta, Magnoliopsida, Poales, Poaceae.